Molecule: messenger RNA, 3130 nt
Organism: Eriocheir sinensis (Chinese mitten crab)
Lineage: Eukaryota; Metazoa; Arthropoda; Malacostraca; Decapoda; Varunidae
Product: lactosylceramide 4-alpha-galactosyltransferase-like
Exons: 8
Coding region: 102-1217 (371 amino acids)
Biological process (GO): glycosphingolipid biosynthetic process
Molecular function (GO): hexosyltransferase activity
Source: RefSeq, a predicted model, not a curated record
CUUGUCUAGUUUACAGUCUGUACAUUGAUCCCUCUGCUUUCCUACUUCACACAGAUCAUAGCUUUUCUGGUGUUACUGUGACUGGUUAGUGGGUGUGAGGCAUGAGACACAAAUAUGUCCUCCUGGCGAUGGUGCUGGCGUGCUUCUGCUUCUUCUCUUACCAUCAACGAGGCAGUGAAAAGACCGUUUAUUACUACACCAAAGUCUUUCGAAACAUUACGCCCUUAUCCUCCGACCUUCAGAACACGGGAGGUGAGCGUCAGCCGUGGUGGCGGGAAGUGGUGUGCGAGAAGGAUAAUCUCACGACCCAACAGACGGGCAAACCUCUGAAGCUGCUGUUCAGAGACGUGACGCCAGUAAAGGACAAUAACAUUUUUCUGGUGUACACGUCGUGCAACUCAAGACCGCUUUAUCGUGCCUGGUGCGCCGUUGAAAGCUGGGCGAGGCUGAAUCCAGGUCGUCAUGUAUGGUUUCUGCUCACCUCGGGUAGGGCAGAGGAGACGGAGCAUCUCUCGACCCUCCUGAAGCACUAUGAUAACCUUCAAGUUGUGGGUGCUGACCUCGAUGAUUUGUUCACAAACACGCCUCUUGAGUCGUUCUUCAACGGACGGAAUUGGACUCGGAAGGACUCGUGGCCCAUCAUCCAGAUGAGUAACAUGUUGCGUGUGCUACUGUUGUGGCAUUUUGGCGGCGUGUACAGUGACACCGACAUGAUUAAUCUGCAACCCUUCACGCUGCCGCUUAAUGGCAUUGGCAUGGAAACCUCCGACAGGGUGUGCAAUGCCUUUUUAAGCUUCCAUGCCAACCAUCCAUUCCUCAGCUACCUGAUGAAUUUCAUGGCUCAACAAUUUGAGCCCAGGAAGUGGGGAAGCAUUGGAAUUUUGGCCAUCACAAAGGCGGUAAAAAAGAUUUGUAAGAAGAACCUUUCCGACCUAUUUAAGAGAGCCCCAGUGACCUGCCCAGGGAACUUCACAAUAUACCCGAAAAUAUCCUUCUACUCAGUUCUUUAUAAUACUUACUCGAAGUACUUCCGUCCAGGAGGAGGAAAGGACUUCGAUAAGAUAUUCACCUCCAAGAGCUUCGGCGCACACUUCUGGAACAAGUUUACCAAGAAUAUUUAUGUGAAGGUAAACAACAACACCUUAAUCGAAGUGCUAGCCAGAAAAUUCUGUCCAUUUACCUUUCGAAUUGCCACAGCCCACUCAGAUAUUUACUGAGAAUAGAGAAUUGACUAAAAUAUUAGUAUCUCAUUAAUGUAUCAAUAAUGAUGUAUUUACCCUGGGUGAAACAAAAUCACACACACACACACACACACACACAAAAGUUAUGUAAUGUAUCACUGCUUGUUACAUUUGGAUAGGUUUGGGAUUUAUACUUCUCCAUGGUUAGCCUCUAUUAAAAACAUAUGUAAUGAGUGUGGUACGUCAUGGUUAUGGUUGUCUCAAGAUGUUCCCAAUACAACAUGGGUUAAAAAAGCUGUGGAAUUGAGAUUGAAAGAUCAGUGGAUUGCAACUUGGCACAGCAACAUAGUAACAUAGUAACAAAAUCUCUAUGUAGUAGCUACAAAAUGUUUAAGGUGGAUUAUGGCAUGGAGUGGUGUAUUUCAAGGUUACAGAAGAGCAACCGAAUAAUGGUGACGAGAUUAAGAACUUGUAACAACAGAUUGCCUGUUAAUGCUGGCAGGUAUCAAGGUGUAAAUAGAGAAGAUCGGCGUUGUAAUAAGUAUGAUGCUGGUGUUGUGGGAGAUGAAUUUCAUGUCCUUUUUGAGUGCACUGAUAGUGAAUUUGUAAGGGUGCGUGAUAUGUACAUACCAAGCUGUUAUACACACAGGUCAUUGUAAUGGCCCGAAAUGUACUACAAUUGUAAUGGUAUUUUUCCCCAUGUAAAUAGAGUUAACCUGGGGUGUUUGCGCAACCAGUUAUAUAUGUAUGUGGGUUUCUCAUGAGAGAGAGAGAGAGAGAGAGAGAGAGAGAGAGAGAGAGAGAGAGAGAGAGAGAGAGAGAAAGGAAAGAAGGAAGUACACAAGAGGAGGAAAAAAAUGAAAAGUAUGAGAGGGGAGAGAGAGAAAGAAGUAUGAGAGAGAAGGGAGAGAGAGAGAGAGAGCGAGAGGGAAGAGAUGGGUGUUGAAACAAAGAGGCUGUUGUGCUCCCAUAUCUCCCCUACAAUCUGUAGUGUCAACAAAAUUCAGAGGUGUCAGGGGUCAAAACAGGGUAUUGUUGCCAAAAGUGGUCAAUUUCCCUUCUUUUAAUUAUUGCGGGAGAACGGUAAAUAUUUAUAAUGGAAAUAAAAUACCAGAGACCUUAUAUUGAUACUGGAGGCCUACCAAGGAAAUCUCAGGUCUCAAGCAGGCCUAACCUGCGGUCAGUUUGUCACUCCGUGACGUCACACCAAGGCAUUUUGGGGCCGAGACUAACGCCCCUUCCUCGCAUUAGGUUGUGGGAGCGAGCUCAUUCUCACGAGCGACAUCGCCCCUUUCAGGUGAGGAAAGAACUGUUCACGGUGUUCAACUCACUUUGGCUAUAAUACUAUAACUGAGACUGGAUUCUCACGAGCGACAUCGCCCCUUUCAGGUUCGCCAAAGGCAAGCCUGACAGAUGGGAAGCUGGGCGUCGCCCAGACCAAUUAAGGCCAACAUGCAGCAGUAAACACUUUUGAAGCUGCGUUGUGGGGGAUUGACUGUGGCAGGGUGUGUGAAGAGAGGAAGGAAGGAGAAGGCCAAAAGGGUGGUAUGUGUGUCGUUCUCAGGGGUAACAAUGGAUAAGCGCAAACACACUAGUUUUAGUUAGGACUUAAUUAAGGUGUGGAAUGGUGGAGUCUGUGUUUCCCCGUGUGGGUGGAAACAGUAUUAUGUUGGUGCUGCUUAUUGCCAUGUGUGCAUGCUAGGUUAAGGUGUUAAUGUUAACCUGUGUUCAUGGUAUUUAUAAGUGUAAUCAGUGAUGUAAGAUACGUAAGCUAACCUCUAAUAAGUGGACCCUGUCCUAUGACCCUUAGUUCACCAUCAGAAUCCCUAAACAAUAAUUACCUCAAGUAACUUUCUUAAAGUCGUGGUACCUAUAUUACUUGGACAGGUGAUGAUCCUGUGUGCGAUAAUGGUGCCUUAUAAGACUGGGUGAAUAAACUACUAAUUUUA